Molecule: messenger RNA, 5529 nt
Organism: Dendrobium catenatum
Lineage: Eukaryota; Viridiplantae; Streptophyta; Magnoliopsida; Asparagales; Orchidaceae
Exons: 10
Coding region: 117-5480 (1787 amino acids)
Cellular component (GO): nucleus
Molecular function (GO): metal ion binding
Source: RefSeq, a predicted model, not a curated record
UCCCAUCGACUAUAACUUCCCCAACAAGCAAAUACGAUUGACCUAAAAGAGCGCAGGAGCGAAUUCUGUAAAAGGAACUUGUGGCGUCCACCUUUGUCUUCGCCUAGGUUUCUUCAAUGGAUCCUCUCAGUUCACCGCGGCUCGGCCGACGGGCCAGGUACCCUCUUCCUCCGCAUUUUCCCGAUUCCAACUAUUGUCCCCAACGUCAUCCACCCUUCUCCUCUUUUGCAACUCAUCCGGCGGUGCCAACCCCCCCGGCGAUUUCUCGGAACCACUAUUAUGAAUCGCGGCUUGUCCAUCAUCCCGGUGAUCUUUCUUGCUUUCCUUCCCCGCACCGUUCAAAUCCCCCUCGAUUUGAUGAUCGUCAUCCUCCUUUCCCUAGGGUUUCUGAUCGUGCCAUCCAUCGUGUCCCACCUGAUGGCAAGCACAUACUGCCCGAGCUUUGGGAUCGAGGCCGAGGUGGCUCUGUCGAUAAACCUGGGAUGUUUGAUGAGGGUCCUGAUCGGAUCAAGCCAUAUGACAGUUACUUUAAAUUUGGAGAUCCCGAUCGAGACCGAGAUGCCAGGAGAAGGCUGGAGUCCGAGCAAGAUCGGUUCUUGGGGGAUGAUUCUGAAUGGAAGAACCAGCGGCAGCUUCGGUUCUGGGAUGAACGAGAAAGCCGUUACCGUGAACCGUUUCCCGAGCAACUGCCGCCAGAAGCUGUACCUUUGGCAGCAGCACCUCCGCCAUUCCACUCUCCUAGAGGACUGGGUAGUUCUGGCUCGGUUAAAAAUAGCGGUCGAAAGGAUUCCUUUGUUUUUGUGCAUCGGCAUCGACCUAGUUCUCCACCUUCCUCUGGCCGUUCCUUUCCGAAUACAAAAGUAGUUAAGAGCACUGGGGAUAUGGCAGCGUACUCCCAAGUUAUUGGAAAUGGACCUGAUUUUAAACCAGUACAAUCUAUCUACAAGAAAAGGAACAGUUCCAGAGUUUUGGCUCCAGAUCGUGGUUUUGGAGGGAGAAAGUACGUGGGGCAUAAUGCAAUUAAGAAAUCGGAUCCAAUUAAUAUUGCCAACGAAGAUGGGUUUUGGAAUGGUAAUCAUAUGGUAAGAAAAGCAUCUAGCAUCUCAACUAAUUAUAGUGAGCAUGGAUUUGAAGAAGAUUGCUACACAGGAUACAAUGGUAAGAUGAAGAUGACCAGUAAUAGGGGUGCUAAAUAUAAUGCACAUUCCGCGAAGAGGCCUUUGCAGAAGCCUAGUGCAUUUGCUAGGAUACAAAGUGGGUUAUCUGUGUGGGAGAGGUUAGAGGAGAAACCAUUGAUAUUGCCCACUCCUUGUUCUGCUCCAAGUUCCCUUGCUUCUCCUCCUGGAAUAUCAAAUGAGACUGAGGCCAAAGCUAACAUCCUUGACCUCUCAUUCAAAUCAAAUACUCUGUUAUCAAAGUUUCUUAAAUCCUUUGGUGCUGAGCCAAGCUCCAUUGAAAAAGAUCUUUUUGUAGAAAAGCCUAAUACUAAUAGAGUUACAGAGAAGAAUGAUAUGACACAGAAAAGGGAAAAAGUGAUAAUUCCUAUUAAUUCAGGUUUAUCAGGCUCUAGUGGAAACCAAAAUAGAGUCAUGAAGAAGAAAAAGAAGAAGAAUAUGAUACACAUAAGGGAAAAGGUGGUAAUUCCUAUCGUUUCAACCUCACCUGGCUCUAUUGCAAAGCAAGGAGUUAGGAAAUAUUUUUCAAGCAGUCUUAGAAAUAUCUCAGAGCUCUCAGAAGCUAACAAAGCAGAAUUAUCUUCUCGUAUGCCUGGGACCAAAUCUAUGCCCAGUGCUUGGACAAAGAAGGUCAAGAAAAUGGUAAUGGCUAAGAAGAGUGGAGCCAAAGAAGCAGCUAAGAUGUCUAGUCAAGUGGAUGGUUGCGUUAGUGAGAUUCCGAGGAUGGAGGAUGGUAUAGAGACUCCCAAGUGUGACGGUGUUAUCAAUUGUGCAAAGGAAAUAAGUAAUUGCAACCUUAUUAGUGAUACAAAAACUGUGCCUAGUGAUAAUAGCCAUUUGCAGAUUUAUGAAAAAUUACAGAUGAUGCAAGCGACUCCAACUAAUAAUGUUAGUGCAAAAAUUACUACCAAAGAUGUUAAUCAAGUACAAGAUAUUGUCAUUGAGAUCCUUGAUGAUAGUGGUGAAGAAUCAUUGGAGCUAGGGAAGAAUUUGGAUAGGGAAUGCAGUUCUUUGAAUUUUGAUGCGAAUGUUUGUUUGCCACCUUCUGGGUACAUCAUAGAUAAUAUUGAUGCACAGAAUUCCUUUAUAAACAAGGAUGAAAAUGGUGCUGCAAACUCAGUUAAACUAAUUAAACCAAAAUUGGAGGAUGUGACAAACUCUCCUCUUCCAAAAAUUGGGCAAUUCAUCUUAUCUCCUGAUAAUUAUGCAUCACCUGAAUUGCUAGGUGCUGGAGAAGUCCUUGUCCCAGCUGGUUCCAGAACUGCUUACAGUGACACUUCUUGUGGCAUUAGGACUGAAAUAGAUAUUGAGAGUGAAGUAAAGCAUCAGGAAGAAAUGUUAUUUACUACAGCUACCGAGCCACUUGAAGUUCCUGGAAAUUAUGCCUGUUCACAGCCAUAUAUUCAGGAUCUCCUAGCUCCUUCAUUUUCAGAGAUCAGUAAUUCAGUUCCAGAGCUGAAAUUUCAGAGUGAGGGAACUAUUAAAGAAAAUAAUAUGCAGCCCCAAGCUGUCUCUAAUAUGUCCUUUAAUGACAGCUUGGAUGCUCUUACGAUUGAUUUCUGCAACAAAAGUAUAGGACAAGCUUUACUUUUGGGACCCAUGAAAAUGGACUCUCCUGCCUCACAUUCUGAAAAUUUAUCGCUUUAUCACCUAGAGCCAUCUGCGAGUAUGAAUUUCAAUAACAGUGCAUAUAAUGGCAAUAUAAAUGAAGAACACGGAGGUAGGGGUGUGGGUUUUGUAAGUUCUAUGGUAUCCAGUGCUUCUGAUUCUGGCCAUGAAUCAGGUAAAACCAUUAAGAACAGUCAGUUAAUGUCUGGGAAGGCACAACCCUUACCAAACCUUGAAAAAAAACAAGUAAUUCCAAGUCCAAAAUUAAAGGAUAAAGAUCUCUCAUGUAAAAAAACUUUACCUCAUGCUGAUGUUUCGAGAUUUCUCUCAAAUAGGCUGAAUUGUUCUGUUUCACUCAAAGAUACUGCUCGUGCUAGUCAAACUGGGAGGCAUAGGACAUGGCUUCGUGCUAAUUCUCCUUUAAAUUCAGAGAAAAAUCUAAAACUAGGAGGAAUUUUAAGUAAGCAAGUGCCUAAAAAGAUAGGAAAGAUUCAGAAUUCUUCAUAUUUUCGUAAAGGUAAUAGUCUUAUACGGAAACUAGCUGCUGAGCCGCCUCCUGCCCUCCUUUCUACUGUUGGUACCUCAAAUAGAAAAUUUAAAUCCAUCACAGAGAGUAGUGCGAGGGAAAUUAGUAGUGAAUGCCCGGAUAAUGCAACACCUUAUACUCUAUUUGAAAGACCAAAAACGCCUCCUUUACCUCCCGUUUCCAAGUCUGGUUUCACCAUGAAUUCUCGUAAUGAUUUUCCUCAACUUCUAACAACGGACAGAAGCCCUGAACCUGACACAGAUCAGGGAAAUCAACAUGAUGGUCAAUCUACCGGCUUACUUGCUGGUAAUUUGGAGAGCCAGGAUGCUACAAGUUGUAAAACAGCUGAGAUUGUCAAUGCAAAGAGAGUAACAUAUGUCAAACGCAAAAUGAACCAGUUGGUUGCUGCACAAGAGCUUGAACUUGGUGAUUCCUCUAGGUUUCUUAUGGAGGGAUGUCAGUUGCCUGCUCAUCAUCCUAUGGAGAGGUCAAAGAUACUGCCCAUUUCAUCAUCAUAUCUGUACUACAGAAGUAAAAGGAAUCAGCUUAUUCGGAAUGCAACCUCGUCUGAUAGCAACCUAACUGGAAUCUCAGCUGGUAAUACAAAUUUAGUUGAUUCCCUUAAAGAAGGAAACACGCUUCCUUACAAGAAGAGGCUCGAUGAUGUUCUUCAAAAAGCAAAAAUGCCAAGAAGAUCUUCUCUAGUGUGGACGUUGAGUGGGGACAAAUUGUCCCAAAAAUGCAUUGCAGCGUUUGGUUGUCGGAGGGUUUUCCCAUACAUAUUUCCAUGGAAGAGAGCAGUAAACUGGAAAAGCCUUAUGAUACCCAACAGCAUUCCUAUUUCAAGUAGAUCCUCAGUUUCAUUGAUCAGCCGGAAAUUGCAGUGUCUGAGGAAAAGGAAUACAAUCUAUGAAGUAUCUACUAGUGGAUUCUCUCUUCGAAAAGCUGGAGUAGUAAGCAUUGGUGGAUCUAGUCUGAAAUGGUCAAAAUCCAUAGAAAAACGUUCAAAGAAGGCUAGUGAGGAAGCUACAUUGGCAGUUGCUGAGGUGGAGAGGAAAAAACGAGAGAGGAAAAGAAGUAAAUCUUCAUGUGGUAAUGGGAAGAACAAAGCUAGUUUAACCUGCAGGUCAACUUUAGGCAUUGAGCUAAAACAAGGGGAACGCAUCUUUCGUGUUGGUUCAGCUCGAUAUAAAAUGGACUCAUCUAUGCGGACAUUGUUAAGGAUACCAGAUGAUCAUUCAUCAUCUCCUGCAAGUCAGCAACCUGGCAACAGCAGUCAGAUAUCUUUUGUUCCUAGGAGAUUAGUCAUUGGAAAUAAUGAGUAUGUUCGAAUUGGCAAUGGCAACCAGCUUGUUAGAGAUCCAAAGAAACUUAAACGUAUUCUAGCUAAUGAGAAAGUACGGUGGAGUUUGCACUCAGCUAGGUUAAGGUUGGCUCAGAAACGUCAGUUUUGCCUAUUUUUUACACGGUUUGGCAAGUGCAAUAAAAGUGGAAGGAAAUGCCCAUACAUUCAUGACCCUGCUAAGGUUGCCAUCUGCGCUAAAUUUCUUAGAGGUCAAUGUUCUGAUGCCAACUGCAAGUUAACCCAUAAGAUUAUUCCAGAAAGAAUGCCAGACUGUUCAUACUUUCUGAAAGGACUAUGCACCAACAUAAAUUGCCCUUAUAGACAUGUAAAGGUCAAUGCUAACGCUCCUUUAUGUGAUGGUUUCCUCCGAGGACAUUGUGCUGAUGGUGAUGAGUGUCGUAAGAAGCAUAGCUACACAUGCCCGCAUUUUGAAGCAACAGGGAAAUGUCAUCAAGGAUCUCUGUGCAAGCUUCAUCAUCCUAAAAGCCAAAGUAAGUCAAGAAAAAGGAAAAGAACCAAGAUCCAAAGCUGCAGCAAGGGACGUUACUUCUCUUACAGCAUUGGCAAGGCUGUUGAACCUCUAGAAGUUCCUUCCAGCCAAAAUGAUUUGGAGGGCGGUAAAGACAUCUUUUGUUCUGAUGGGCGAUUUACUGAAUAUAUCAAUCUUAAUGUUGAUAGUGAUAAUGUUGCCAUAAAAAAUGUUGCUAUCAUGGAAUCAUAUGCGGGAAAGUUGGAAUCUGGCUACCUUGAUAUGCAGUCUUGUGAUAUAGAUGCACUCAUAAAGCCUGUUCGGAUCAUGAACAGGGAUGACCUCACAAUAUUUUAACCUUCUAUGAUAGACUUUUCAUUCUUAUAACCCGUUCAAGUUUUCUUUU